Vitis vinifera (wine grape) is the source of this 3744-nucleotide messenger RNA. RefSeq lists its product as uncharacterized. The record is from RefSeq and is a predicted model, not a curated record. NCBI's taxonomy places the organism in Eukaryota, Viridiplantae, Streptophyta, Magnoliopsida, Vitales, Vitaceae. Bases 561 to 1421 code for a protein of 286 amino acids. The transcript is spliced from 2 exons.
AGGGUCAUAUGCUCUUCCUAAGUUUGAUUUUGAUGACAGCCUCCAGGGGCAUCUAAGGUUUGAUAGUUUGGUUGAAACUGAGGUUUUUUUCUUGGCAUUGAAAGUGAAGAAGACAACCAGUGGAUUGAGGAUUUCUCUCGGGGAAGUAGUGGGAUAGAGUUUAGUUCAAGUGCUGCAGAAUCUUGCUCUAUAUCCAGGCGGAACAAUGUUUGGUCUGAGGCCACAUCCUCAGAAUCUGUUGAAAUGCUAUUAAAAUCUGUUGGGGAGGAAGAAAUUAUUCCAGGUCAAACUAGUGUCAAGGACUCAGGUGCCUGUGAUGAGUUGGGAAGCAUAACUAAGCAAAUGGAGCAUAAUCUGAAACCAGAUAAUAGCAAUCUUUCUAACGUGGGUAAUGUUAUAGAUUCAGGACCUACAAUACGCCCAUAUAAGUUUCUGGGAAGUUUUUCUGUUCUAAAUGAUGCAGGAAAAGAACUACCUCAGAUUGAGGAUACGUCACAAACUCAUGAAGGUGACUCAUUAGCUUACAGAAGUUCAACUGACUUACCUGUCACUGAGGAAAUAUGUUAAUUGAAAGCAAAGAUGAUGAUGCAAAUCAAAGGGAAAUUGAUACUUUGGUUAAUGAAUCCCUGAAUAACAGUACUCAAGACGAUUUUUCUGCUUCUGGGAUGCAAGUUGAUAAUAUAAUCACCUCUAUGCAUAAUGUCAUGACAAGUGCUGAGGAGUUGGACAAUCAAAAGGCUCCUCCAGAUCAUAUAAAUGAUAUUAGUCAUGGUAGUGGAGAUGCCUUAUCAAAAGAUAAUGAUGUGGAUGGAGAGGAGCACAAUGAUUUGAGCAAGGAGGGGCAAAUGAAUGAUAAAGUUCUGGAGGGAAAUUUAGUUGACAGUGGUGCUGGUAACUUGGAGCACCCUCUCUAUUUGGACUCCGAAGAAUCUAGGGGAGAAGGAAAUGCUUUUGAAACUUGUACUAGUAAUGUGGAGGGACCUUCUAGUACAAUCGUGAAGGGUGAUUCUGAACUGAAUGUUGUGGAAGGAUGCAGCGAGGGUGUAAAGGAAUCUGUUCAGGAGAGCAAAUGUGAAGAAUUGGUCUUGUCAAAAGACACAGAAAUGGUUAAUCAAUUUACAGGAAAUAUGCAUGGGGACUCACCCAUUGCUUCAAAAGGUGAGAGUAGUUUUUUAGGGCAUGCUGUUGAGGUGAGCAACAGAAAUGCAGAAAAUUGUGCCAUAUUAGCGCAGAAGAUGGACUCUCAUGUGCAGCUGACGUAUGGAAAGAGCAGUUUUGUGAAGAAAAAGGAUGAUUUGUUGGAAAGUGGGAACCAAUUGAAUAGUGAGAUUUCAACCAGUCACUUGGACACGUCUCUGUUAUCUGAGGUAACCAAUAAACUUUCUGAAGGUAAUUGUGAUGGAAGUGGAGGCCAUCACUAGGGAGAUAUUUCUAUUAAGCUUGUGGUAUCUUCUUCAGCUGAAUUGCAUGGGGAAUCACAUACAACUGAAAAUGUAAAAUGUGCAAUUGGAGUUCAUGGAGAAGAUAUAAAAGCUGGAGACAGUGUUCCAAUUUCCACUCCAUCUGAGUCUACUCAAAUACUCAAUAAAAUGCAGUCUCCAGGCAGAGUGGUAUUCAUAACUUUGAUUCAGAUGUUCCUGUUGUUGAGGAUGGGAAUGUGAAGUUGAGUACUGAUUUGAGUAAUAUGGAACAUGAGAUUGGUGGAUCCUUGCCUAUUCGCGAAUGUAGCAGAGAAAAUGACGAUGGUAGUGCUAGCUUUGGAUUGAUUGUUGUGGCAGUGGAUUUUUCUUCUGAACAUGAUACAGUGGCUUUUAUAUUAAAUGAAGGCAAAGUAGAAGAAUUAACUUUGCGGUUGUUUGAAGAGGUGAAGAAGCAGAUAAUUACAGGAGCCUGAACUUUUUCUGGAAGUAUUUCUCAGGAUAAGAAGCUGUCCCAUUUCCAAACUGUAUUCAUCAGUAGAAAUAAUGAAGCAUCUAAUUACCUGUAGAAAGGCACCACUGUUUAUGGGCAUUCUGUAUACGGUAUGCAGUUGAGUUGAUAAUUCGUCAUCUGAUAGCACUAUUCUCAAAAGUCCUAUAAACCGAGCAGCUUCAAAGGAAAUUUUGAUCCAAAUGAUUAGGCUCAUAUUCAGAAGGACAGAAUUUGAUCUAGACUGUACUUCCUCUGGUUCUGCUGCAAAUAAGGAAGCCACUUUAGCAGAAAGGACUAGUAAUGCACUUUCUCUCAGUAUUGAUACAUCAGAGUCUGAAUUUGGUGAUGUUCCCAAUCGUUUUAUAGCAAUGAGACCUCCUCACUCAUGGCAAACUCAGCUCUAUCAAACAUCUCUGUCCUGGGGUGUGACAGACGACCAGAUGUCACUUUCCUAUGGUCUGAAAGCAAAUAAAGAAGCUGAUUUUCCGGACUGCACAAGGACCUUUUGGCUCUGAUUUUUCAUUAGGUGCCACUUCUUGCCACAAUGGGAGAUAUCCAGAAUGGUUUUAAUGCAACCCAAGCUAGUCCUUGUGGAGGGUCAAGCAAUGUUGAUGGCCAUAUAAUACAGAAUAGUUCUUCCCAUACUGAUAAUGAUCUAGAGAAAGCAGAAAAACCAUUCUCAGAAAAGGGUCUUCAUUCAGAAUUUGGGAGAAAGCCAUUUGUGUUUAAUGAGAAUCCUUGCAGCCAAUAAUGGAAAUGGCUAUUGAUAACUGGCUUUUGAGGCAAAUUCAAUUACUCAGUCAAGGGGGAGUUGUUGCUCAAGGAAUUCUGUAGGUCCAAGAUUUUCUCUGGCCAGAUGGCAUUUCCUUCAUAAAAUUGGGAACUACCAAAAACGGUACUGAUGACUCUAAAUCUAUUGGAACCGUGAACCAAGUAGCUGCCAGUGGCAGUAAGGUCUUUGAACCCGGGCCUUUUGAGCUACAACUUGGGGCGCUGAGUAGGGCUAGAGAUGUCAAGAAAAGCAUCUUUAAUGGAGCCUUGCUGCCAUCAAGUCAGUUUUAAUGACGACAUCAACAACGCUGGAUAGAGUUGAGAGCUCUGUUUGAAUACAAUAGUAUCCAGGAUCAGAAACUGACGCUCUUGCCACAAUUACAUCUUUGAUUAAUGGAAGUGAGCAUCAAUCAGCGAGCUCCCUUAUGCAGGCUGCAGAUAACUGGUUAAGACUGCUGAAGAGGUAAAAGAUGGAGCUCAUGAUGAGCAGGAAAACAUAGAAACUAAGCUACAGAAGAAUCCAGAAGUGAACCGUGAGAAAAUAGAUGAAUCAGUCGAACUUCUGAGCAAAGACUUGAAACUGCUGGAGUUGAGUAAAGACUCCCUCUCCCUCUCUCUCCAUUGCUGAUCACACACACACUACCCUUCUAACCUUCACUUUGUUUUUCCUCUCAGAUUUGAGGAUGGCCACUGGUGGAGUUGAAUGAGUCCUGUGGGGGAUUAAAUAAAGACGCAUUGAAGAAAUCUGGAAUCUUCCUUUCUGGAGCAGGGAGGGAUUGGGUGGUGUGGCACACACUUGAUCUACAAAGAUAAUCUUGAUACAAAGGAAGUAUUGCCGCAUGAUUGGAUGCAGCAGAAGGACUCUUUAAUUAUAACCAAUGGCAUAUUCACAAAACAGCAAGCUCAGUUACCUUUCCAAAGGCAUAUCCGAUCUCUUCAUUUUUUAUUUCUUUUUUUUUUCUAAAUAACUCGAAAGAAAAUAUUGUGGCACCAAUUGGGCUCCUAUCGAGCUUGUUAUUCAUUCAUGUGGAUAGUGAAAAUAUAGAUUAUUGAAUAAAGAUA